Molecule: messenger RNA, 598 nt
Organism: Prorocentrum cordatum
Lineage: Eukaryota; Dinophyceae; Prorocentrales; Prorocentraceae
Source: the annotation of a GenBank genome assembly
GCACGCCGACGUCGCGGCCAAGCAGGCCGCCUCGCUCGCCAAGUGGGUGGACGUCCUCUACAGCGAGGUGAACGCGCUCCAGUCGAAGGUCAACGAGCUGGAGGACUGGAAGAAGAACACCCUGGAGAUCAUGACUGUGCUCAGAAAAGAGCACAGGAAUGUUCGCAAGAAGGUGCAGCCUCCUGGCGAAGGCGGCGGCGACUUCCCGGGGAGGUCCAAGUCCCUACCGAUCUCGCUAGCGGACCACGUCGAGCCAGGCCACCCGCGGCCCAGGAGUCUCCCCGCCCGGGAGCGCGUGGGGGACAGUGGCGCGAUCUCGGGCCAGAUUUUCUUGGACGGCAUUUGCUUCCGUUCCGAGAUCGCCGAGUUGCCUCGUGCUGGCUACGGGCUCGUUUCGGUCGGCGUCUCGGGCGAUAGGGCCAAUCCAUGGUCCACGAUCGGCGUGUACCCCGUGCGGGCUGGGCCAGGCGUGCGCGUCCGCCAGUCCUGGGCACAGGAGUGGCCCUGCCAGGACGGACGCCGGCAGACCGGUGCGGCCGUAUUUGCCCGGAUGUCCAUGAACAGGGUCCAGCUGCUCACCCUAACAGGCUGCGCGUGA